This is a messenger RNA of Misgurnus anguillicaudatus (oriental weatherfish), 1654 nucleotides long. NCBI's taxonomy places the organism in Eukaryota, Metazoa, Chordata, Actinopteri, Cypriniformes, Cobitidae. The record is from RefSeq and is a predicted model, not a curated record.
AUGUGGAGGUUCUACAGCCUCCUGCACAAGAAUGUAGCCAUGCUCCACUACUGGAGCCAGCUGUAUGCAGAUGAAGGUCCAAGCAAAGUAACAGAUCUGUCUUUAACUUCAACUAAUCAAUCCAUUACUGCCAACUGGAAGUUAACUGAAGGUUAUGAAAGAUUCAAUGUGAGUAUUAAAGCAGAUGGCUGGGUUGGCACGUUUAAUCUCACUAACCAAUCAAGUUAUACUUUCAAUAAGCUGCAAGCAGCAGUAAAAUACACCGUCACUGUCAUCACUCUUUCUGAGAAAUCUAAACUGGAAAGUGAUCGUGUUGAACAAUCAGUGUAUACCAAGCUUGUUUCUCCAGGACCGGCAACUGCUAUUGUUCUCAAUCAAGCUGCCAUAAAUGUAACCUGGGAAGUUCCCAAAGAGUUGGCAGGAAACUCAACAAUUACAUAUAAUGUGACAGCUCACUCUGAUUACUGGCAGAAACCUGAUAAAAGCAAUUUAACCCAGAAUAUGUCUAUCAUCUUUAAUGGUUUAAAUUCGGGAACAAACUAUACCUUCAGUGUCAGUGUUGUGGCUGGCAAUGAUAAGAGUGAUCCAGUCUUUGCUUAUGGAAUGACAGUGUCUAAUAAGAAGAAAGUGACCUUUGCAGUGAUGUGCACCAGUGAAAUAUCACUUUACUGUAGCAAGAAUACAGCUCUGGAAGAUAUAAAAAAAGAGCUUGAAGAAAAGUUUCGAAAUGAAUAUAAAGGUGUCUACUGGACACUCAAUACGACUAACAGAAACUGAUGUUGUCGCAGUCUCUACAACAAUAACUUGGAUCACUGCCCUGCGGUCUUUAUACCCAGACUUACUACUGAUAUAAAUAACAGCAAAACAGAAGUCCCAGCCCAUCAGUUAAGUUUCAACUUCAUUUAGUUGCAGUUCCUCGGUUUAUCAUCUUUCUUAUAGAAUUAUUAUGUUGCAUUGCAUGAAUUAUUGGAAAUUUAUAUGUAUGCAUACUUUAUUUUUUUAAAUUAAGAUAUAAUUUUAUUAUAUUUUCUUUAUAGUUUUUAUCUAUAUAGGUUCAUGUAUUUUUUUCUGCAGAAAUGCCUAUUUUUAUUUUUUCUGUCAAUGUAAUGUAUUUUAUUUUUCUAUGUACUGUCAGUUUCUUUAAAGCUGUAAAAUUGUGGACAGACAUAACAUUUAAUUUGCAAUGGGUGUCCUGGCUGAGUGCCCCUUGGUGGUGGGAUGGUCCUAAAACUUUAUGUAUGAAAAUAGAUACUUUUUUAUUAUUGUUAUUUCUUCAUGGUUAUGCAAAAGUUUCAUUUCUUAAUUGUUGCAAAAUGAUAAAUUGAUACAUAUACUGUACACCCUUAAAUGUAAAAUCCAGUGUGCAUUUAUUACAUUUAUUUAUUCUUGUUAAACUGUUGCAAUACUCCAAUAAAAGCCUACUUUCAAAGUUUUGUAUAUAAAGAAUGUUUAAUUAUAUAAGUGUUAACAUAUCCAACCAAAUACAUGUCAAGAGUUAAUAGUUUCAAUUGUAAAUAGCUGAAAAUUAUAAAAUUGGAAUAAUUACUAAAAUUAUUGAGUGUAUUUGGGGGGUUGUGUGCCAGAGUUUAUAAUGUUUGACCAUGAGGCACUAUAAUACAUUUACAAGUUUAUAACAGAGAUUGUAUAGUCUUAC